This is a messenger RNA of Cynoglossus semilaevis (tongue sole), 6886 nucleotides long. It is a transcript of the gene alms1, whose product is annotated as ALMS1 centrosome and basal body associated protein. The transcript is spliced from 18 exons. Gene Ontology annotation, cellular component: centrosome; centriole; cytosol. Bases 114 to 6683 code for a protein of 2189 amino acids. Lineage: Eukaryota; Metazoa; Chordata; Actinopteri; Pleuronectiformes; Cynoglossidae. The record is from RefSeq and is a predicted model, not a curated record. Gene Ontology annotation, biological process: regulation of centriole replication. Gene Ontology annotation, molecular function: microtubule binding.
AAUAAAUUUCAAAUCUUGUCUUCUCGCGCGAGCAAGAAGUCCCGGAGACGCUGCCUGGAUACAGGUUGUAGCUAGCGCGCCUAUAGUGGCGGACUGUGGCUAACGACAUCAACAUGGAGACUCCACAGAAAGGGGGGGUCAUUUCUGAUUUUCCACUAAAUAAAAUUGAGAGUCAGUCUACUGAACAAUUGUCCAUAAACCAAGUGGUGCCUUCUUUAAAUCUUCAAGAUGCCAGCCAGAAGCAGAAGCAGCUCAGUGUUUCAAUAGAUAAUUCACAUCAACAUUCAAGUCACUCCGUGGAGUUGGGUUUUCAGGACAGUAACUUGUCUCCAGCCCUUUUCCUUUUGCCUGUAAAGACAGAACUGGAACACUUUACUGACUUUACUUUACUGCAGCAAAGUGACAAUGACUUUGCACCUUUACGGGCAUACCCUGACAUUUCCACGGCGUCCGAUAGAUUUCCCUCUCCGGCCCAGGAUCACACCUCUCAGGCCUCAGAUUGUGGCUCUCUGUCUCAACAUCCUUUGGCCCAAACGACUGUCCUUUCAGAGGGAGGAACAAGCAGCUGCUGUGACACUGUGUCCUGGCACAGCUUAUCUGACAAACAAGAGAAAAUUGUUCCCUCCAGACUGUUUAUAACCUCUGGCAGACAAGGAGAUGACAAUAAUGGUGGUUCACCGAAGACCUCAAAGACACCAGUUGAGCCUCAAGUCCUGUUUGCUGGAGUAAAACCUAAAGUAGAGGCUUUAGACGAUGAUACUCUGUUUCUAAGAAAGGAUGUUUCUGCCCAGCAUUUGCUGGAGCUCCUACAGAGAGAAGUUGGUGUUCCCAGCAGCAGUUGUAGUGCAGUGUCCUCUACUUCUGAGAUGUCUGUUAAAAACACAGCGUCUUCUGUGACACAGUCUACACAUAGUACAGUUUGUAAACCCAGCCAGUUUAGAAGAGAAUGUCCUGCUGGUGAAGCUUCUCUGCCACACCAAGCUCAACAACCUAAAGCUCUGUCAUCUGAGGUGUUCAACAUCACCACAGGCUCUCGCAGCACUUUGCCUGAUAACAGCAGUGAAGAGUUGCAUAGAGAACUGUUGGCUGAGGCUGAGAUGAACAGAAGUGAAGAAUUUCAGUCUCAGAACCAACAAAAAAGUAGUCCUCCUCCUCUUGAUCUGUGUUUCACUCCAUAUCCAACAAAAACCUCUGUAGUCAAGAAAAGUGUCUCCCAAAGAAAUUUGACUGACAAGUCAUCAACGGGUCCUUUUUCAAGUGGGGUUGAGCGACUUCAUAGAGAGCAGAGCCUUUGGUCGUCAGGGAACCGAACAGGAAUUGAUGGCUCGUAUUUAGGUUUCCUACCACAGUCUCAAUCCACUCCAGGGAUUUUUCUGAACAAACCCAAAUCCAAUGUCAUGGCUGUUUUGGGCAAACCUUCUGCCAUCGAAUAUGAUAAAGAAAACUCCCAUCAGUGCAAAACUGGGAUUUCGCCACAGGAUGCUAUUUCUGAACCUAAUGACAUUGAGGCGGAAAGUCAGAACCACGAGGACUCGUCAAAAGUCCAGUCUCUUCCUAGUUUUAACUACAUUCAGAAAGUAGAUGCAUGGAGGACCAAUCAGAGUUCCAGUAAAACCUCUCUGUUUGAUAGUCUAGCAUUGCAAGGACUUUCUGAAAUCUCUCCUAAAAAGAAAGCCUACGACACAGUCUCUGAGACCCUGAAUCAUUUACUGACUGAAAAAGUAAAAACUUUACAGAAUGCUCCUGGUUCCAGCCCUGCCAACCAGAAUAUGACACAGAGCUCUUCUGAAGUCCCUUCAGGAUCUUGCUGUUCAAAGAGAACAGAGGCAGUUGGAGGUGCACCCAGUGACCAAGACAACAGCGGCUCUGCAGUUAGACCCACCACCCCUCCCUUUGGUAGGUCUCAGUCCCACUCCUCUCUCAGCACGGUCGUCAUGUCAGCCCAGAAGGAAAGAGAAGAAGCUCAGGUUGAGGACGAUGACAGUCGGAGGACAAAUGUUUCAACUAAGCCCUCAGCUCCACUGAGCCUCGGUCUCUUCAGUGACAUCUCUCUUGAUAGAGAGCUGGCACUUUCAAGUUCACAGGACAGUUACAAGAGUGGAGUGAAGUUAGGUGCGUCCAUUGGAGCAUCUUCUGUCACCAGCCUAGAGGUUGAUAACUAUGCUCCCUACUGGACCAUCAAACAGUCGUCAACAACACCCGCUCUGACCGGACCUCAGGAACUCAACAUUGAAGAGCGAAUCCCGUUGUAUCUCCACAACCUGGGUAUUGACCAGUCUCCCUCAACAAUCCUGACUCCUUUUGUGCCUAGAGGGCCGAUCCGAGAACCAGAGUUUUCUCCCACUGAUUUCUGUACGAUUAAAGGAUCUAUUGGAACCCCAACCAAAAGCACCCAACCUUCAGAAGGUGACAGCCCCCAUAAAGGAGAGUUUUCCAGGUCUAGUAUUCUGUCUGUGGGCUCAAGCAUUUCCAUACCCAUUAGCCUGGACAGUCUGGGUCCAGCUGUAUCCAAUUUAGACCGGAGAACUUCUCCUUCCACAGUUAGAGAAGCUUUUCACAGUGAUUGCAGAGCUGCAGCCACCUGUGCAGACUCCCACUCUGACAUUUUGCUACCUAGCCAACAGGUUAACAGCAGUGUAAUCAGCAACCAGAAUGUUGUCCAAUUGGAUGAAGGCUCUGACGCCGACCACUCACUAGCUCCUCUGACCAGAUCAGAGGAGUCAGACUUUGAGUCGCCGCUGCAAAUGAGCCGUAGCUUGGUAAAAAGUGCUUCAGACUCUGUUGUGAGCGCUAAGACAUUUUUAAAAUUCCAAAAACUACUCUCAGAUUCUCAGACGGACAACGAGGUGUCUGCUGGGUCGUCUAUAGCUUCCUCAGCCUCUAAAGAAGACAUUUUCCUGCCGUUGAAGACCAAAAGCAGUAGAUUCCAGGAUUCCACUUUCUCCUCCUCCUCUGCUGCAGAAGACCCCACACGUCAGUCCUCCCUGCUGUGGGCUAGGUCCUCGUCUGAUUCCAUGCUGAUGUCAGAGAAACCAAGGCAAAGUUCUGUCGGUCGAGAAAGCACGACUUCAUCACUGCAGCCUUAUUUUCCCUCCACACCAUCACUGACCCUUGCAUCUACAGCACACUCACCUCUGGUGCCCCCCAAACCAGCCUGUCGGGCAGAGCCUGAGGGCUGCAGUGCUGCCCCUCCUGACAACACGGUCGCAACACAGCCACAGGUCGGCCAGUCUCAGCUGCAGCAGCUGCCCUCCACACCUGCAGAGAUGGAUGCUGGUCCAGCAGAAGAAGAGAUUACUGCACAGAGUAGUUCUUCGGUUCCCCAACCUGAAGACAUGGAUCAGGGAGGAAUAAGUGACUCCAGCAGCGGCAGCUCAUUGGCUGUCAGAGUGGUCAGGUUACUCCAAAGAGAGUCUCCCUCCACCCUGAUGUCCAGCACACCCAGCACCAUUGAUCAAGAUGAGAGCAAAGUCAGAGACUGGAUGAAACCCAAACUUCCAGGACAACAGAGUGAACUCCAGGAGUUGGAUGUAGAAGAUAAGAGAAGAAUUGAAGAGUUGAAGAGAGAAUUGCUGCUGAAAUAUCCAACCAUGGGCCAGCUGAGCACAGACACAGAGACCAGUGCUCCCUCCAGUAUUCCCAGUGACCGUUCUCCACCUCACACUCUCCACAGUAGCUUGAAGAGGCAGCGGUCUCAACCUGUGAAAUCGACCAGAACAAACCAGACUGAACCUGACGUUCACAAACUCCAACGCUCAGAGUCUUUAGAAGCACAGGUACGAAGGAUUGCUGCCAGAGAAGGUGUGAAUAUCACGCGAUCAAACACAGGGGCUCCCACAUCCAUUUCUAUCUCCACCUGCCGGCGUUCUGCCUCCCCCUCUCCCUCAACUUCACCUGCGCCUCCCCUCAGCCCGUCACCUGAGCCGCUUCACCCAAACGACCUCUCCACAGGACCACUGGAAAAUACUAAAGGUCAAAGAAACAACGCUCAAAGUGAAGAUAUGACAACCAGAGAGUCAACGACAGGAAGUCAGAAGAGGAGAGAAGCUGUUGGCGGUCUGGAUAAAGAAUCUUCUCCUUCCCUGCAGUGUUCAAACAGGGAGGAUGAACACCUGCGCUCCUAUCUGCCAGAUGACCAGUUCACCAUCAAUGAAAGCCUGAUUUCUGCUCCUAACAGAGCUGAAGAGAUGUCCCUGUCCUUUAGGGGGACACGUCACGUCUCACAUGUCCACGUCACUCUGUCUCCUAAAGCUGCUGAUCAAGGCCUGACCACAGAUGUCCCCUCCAGUCACACCACAGCUGGUUCCAGGCAUCCUCACAGAGAGUUUGUUUCUCCAAGACGCUCUCCACUAACAGCCAGCAGUCCAGAUGAAGAUGUGGGUCUGACCAGUCCACCAGAGUGGAGUGAGAUCAGAGGUCCACACAGAGCACCAGGCCUUGAAGGAGCUGAAAGCUCCACUGUGUUCAGCAGUGCUGCACCUCAGGGAAGGUUCACCUCCACCACCAAACCAGCCUUAACGUCACAGCGAUCUCCUGACAAUUCUUCUGGAACUGCAGCAGUUCCUGUCCUGUUGCCUUACAAACCUCACGGCAGCAAGGAGUUUUUCUACGUCCCUCAAUUAGAAGCCGACGUGUCCUCCGUCGACAAAUCUGACACCACCCUGGAGAGCACCCACCCAGGCUCAGAUGAUGCUGUGCCACCAAACUUCAGCAGUGACGUCCUUGGACACCAGGACCCAGGGCUGGACCGUGGUGUCACUAUCAGACACACAGAGGGGAUCUACAGCAAGAGGUUGAAGAUGGAGAACUACACAAUGAGGGAGAGCAGAGGCACAGUGUCCUCAUCAACUAACCAUGAGUCGUGGAGAAUAGAUGAGGGAACCAGUGGCUGUUGUGGACCACACAGGAGCCCUGAGACGUUCCUGCCUCUUCAUGCUGAGCUGGACUCAAACAGCAUCUUUCAUUACACAGGACAGAGCUCCGUCCUCCAGAACACUGAUGUCCAGCAGGAGACACACCCUGACGUUGUUGAACCGGUCCUGACCGACCUGGACCGAUUGUGGCAGAGGUUCUGUGACCAGUGGGUCAUAGAUGUUUGUCAACCAGACAAAACCAGGGACUCGUCCCUGCUGGUCCGACUGGAGCGUCUGUCUCACCUCAUUGAUAGACAGAGGAGAAACACGCCGGAGCGAGGUCAUGAAGCUGACUCCUUAGAACAGAUGACACAAGAGAGAGGAGGAGCUCCCAGGAGAGGAGACCAACAAAUACCUGAGAGCAGGGAGCGCAGAGGAGUCCAGAAGACGACGGAAGGACGGGAGACGUCCAAGGACAAACCCUCUCUGUCCCGACCUGAACCCAUAGAGGAGGAGCCAGGAGCCUCCUGCACCUCCACCCUGUCCCACAGCUCCUCCAGGAGUCUGCACCUCUCUUCUGAAGGCGGUGACAAGUCUGAGACGUUGUCCAACAGGUCCACGUCAUUGUCCGCCUUUGACUUCACUCGACCGCAGCAAAGAUCCAGUUCCCACAGAGAUGAGCAGCUGAAGAGCAGUUUCAGUCUCAGCAGACUCUACAGCGCCAUCAACAGGCAGAAGGAUGGCAGGGAGCAGAGGAGAGGGAGCCACAGGGUGGAUGUCGCGGCGUCAGAGACGACCAGAGCUGACGAGUCCUCGGUUGUUGCUGAUUCAGUCAGCACUUACGACCGGCCUCCACACCCCGGUCCCACCAAGAGUCUGACGGCCAAGAGAGCAGUGAGAGUGGUCAGCAGAGGAAUCCAGACGGCAGGCGACCUGGAGAUCGUCCGUAAUGGGACUCGACGCCACACCAGAGAUGUUGGAACUACAUUUCCUUCUCCUCAUGAGAGCAGAGCCUCCAGCCAGAGUUUGUCUUCAUCAUCCAGAGGGGACAGAAGAGGAGGAGGAGCAGGAGGAGGAGGCCGGAGUUACAAACACAGGAAAAGCAAGAGGAGUCCGUCAAAGUUCUACCCUGCAGCUGUUUCCUGGUUCAUCUCUGCCCACGAGCUGGGGUCAGAGGCCAAGAAGGAGAACCAGCAACGGCCACAGGAGGUGGUGUUGGAUGAGAGGAAGGAGGAGGAGUGGAUGAGGAGAGUGAGCUCUGCCAUGUUCUUUCCUCACAGUAGAAGUCACGAGUGGAGAGAACCACUCAAACAGAGACAAAUUCACGAGGGGAGGAACCAGCAGUCGACCACCAUGGGUCGCUAUGAACCUCAUUCUGGUUUUAGAACCAAAAGAACGUCAUCUGGUCUGGUACCAGUCUCUCUGCAGGAGGCGCUGCAGCUGCGUCGCCCAGAGUUCAUCUUCAGAUCUACGGAGAGACUGAAGUGUCUGGCUCUGCAGGCGAAGGAGAGGAGGCUGCAGGCUUUCCUCACCAGAGAGAAGGAGCAGUUCUUCUACCAGACUGGAGGAGGACGAGGGACAAGAGGAGGAGGAGGAGGAGGAGAGGGGAGAGCACCGAAACCUGCAGGUUCUGUUCAGCUCCGCAGAGCUGUACCUUGGAAGGAGAUGAUCCAGAGAUCCAAACUAAUCUACGAGAACCUUCCUGAGGUUCAGAGGAAGAGAGAAGAGGAACGAAGGAAAGCAGAGUACAGAACCAAUCGUCUCAACGUACAACUGUACAACAAGAGAAUCACCAAUCUCGUCCUGGGCCGACGAGCAGCCUGGCAGUGACCAAUCACUCUGACUAUAGAUGAAACUAACGGUUAUACUUUUUUACAUUGUAAACUAGCUGAAUAUUUUAUUUAUUACUGGAGACCAUGUUUCUGUUUUUAAAAUAGCUUUAGAUGCGUUUUUCAAACUGAGCCACAAUGUAAGAAUAAAACACGUUUCUAUUGAAAAUACAUUGUUUUUUAAAUAAAUCACAACAGGAUCAA